Molecule: messenger RNA, 2016 nt
Organism: Cornus florida
Lineage: Eukaryota; Viridiplantae; Streptophyta; Magnoliopsida; Cornales; Cornaceae
Product: B3 domain-containing protein REM20-like
Exons: 5
Coding region: 654-1556 (300 amino acids)
Molecular function (GO): DNA binding
Source: RefSeq, a predicted model, not a curated record
CCAAAAAAAACAAAAAUUAACCGAGGCUCUCUCUCUCUCUUCUCUGUUUCUUCUGGCCACCACUACAAUCUUUUCCGGCGACCCACCACCACCAUCAUUGCAGGCAUAAUGGACCCAAUAUUCAAAUUAUUUUAUAAAAAUAUACACAUGUAAGCUUGUAUGUAUCAGUUUUGUAAGUGGAAGCCGCUGUACCUUGGGUCAUUUCCAGCGCGUCGCCAUAAAUUAUAGUCUCAGAGGGAAAACACGUUUUGAUAUCUUCAUAGCGACGAUCUUUUCCAGCUGUCUCGGGUUGUGUUAUCGCCGGCUGAGUCGCGAUCGGAGCUUGUAACAGUCGCAGUCGCCAAAGGAUUUGUGAUUUAUCGUUCUUCUGUGUGUGCUGUGGAAAAGAUUUUUGGGUUCAUCUUCUUCAACCCAAAUACAGAGCUUUCUGUUGAAAAAAAAAAAAAAUUUCCAGAAGUUACCGCCGAUCCUUGCAUCGCUGGUUCCUCGUUGGCUUAAGCCCGUCGGUGCAAUCAUCCGUUCUCGGCCGCCCUUUUUUUCAGUCCAUUCAACCGAGCCUCAACCUCUGUCCUUCUUCAUCGCAGAUUUAUCGUCGCCGGCUUUUGAGUAGCUGUUUGGACAGAGAGGAAGUGGUGAGAGAAGCUCGAUCAAAGAUGGAGCCAACAGAGAGUUCCCUUGAAUUCUUCAAGGUCUUCUUGCCAGCCAACAGCUCACAGAGAUUGCUCAUUCCAUUGGGUUUUACAGCCCACCUGAAAGAAAUGAUUCCAAGUAAGGCAUUACUCAGAAAUUGUGAUGGGAAUUGUUGGCCGGUCGAGGUGAAAUUUUUUGGAAAUGAUCACCUGUUCUUUGAAGAUGGUUGGGUGAAAUUUGUUGAAGAUAAUUCUUUAGAACUUGGCGACUUUUUAGUUUUUCAAUACAAUGGUAAUUGUGUUUUUGAUUUUAGUCUAUAUGGGAGAAAUUCAUGUGAGAAAAAAGUGAAAAAGGCUUCCCAUUCUCGAUUAAAAGAGGAGGAGACGGAGCUUGAAGAAGAGGAGGAUGAGUCCCUCAUGGAUGAGGACGAGGAGGAGCAGGAAGAAGAAGAAGUAGAAGAAGACCACGAUGAAGAGGAAAUAAUUUCCAGAGGCACUAGUAAUAGCGGAAAUGCUGCUGUCAAUGUUGGAGAUGAGCACAGAGGACGGGCUGUAGUUGAGGGGGAAGAUGAUUAUAUUUUUGAAACAGGGCACUACGUCCGACCCAAGAACCCUUAUUUUGUGGCAAAAAUGAAACAAACUACUAGGAAGAAUGACUUGUUAGUUCCUGCAGAUGUGAUAAAAGACAAUAAUCUUAAAUUACCAUCAGAGAUUGUCCUCCGUGACCAAGACGGCAAGACAUGGACCGCAAAACUAGUUGUGUGGAGCGAUAGGCGGACAUGGAUCCGUGGAUGGAAAGCAGUCUGCAGAUGGCACAAUCUGCGGGAGAACGACAGGUGCAUUUGUCAAUUUUUGCUAGGAAGAGAUGGAGAUUGCACUUCCUUACAGAUUCAAGUCGUCCCGGCAGGAUCAUGGCUGCCAAAAUGAGAAAACUAGGUGGCACUUGGGAAUAUUAGCAAUAUUGAGUUCUUUCUCAAUCAGCACUGUUUACUAUUAUCCAGCUCUAAAACUUUGUUUCUAUAGGUACCCAACUCUAGAAAACUGAAAGAUCAUUCAUUAGCCUCUGGGCUUGUAAUCUAAAAUUAAUUGUGAUUAUAGCACUGUGAUUGAAUUGAGGGAGAGCCUUGAUGGUAAGAUUGUUGCAUUGCGAUAUGGAGGUCACGAGUUCGAAAUGAGGAAACAGCCUCUCCGCAUUGAGGAAGUAAAGCUGCCCUCUUUAGACUCCGCAAUGGUAGGAGUCUCGUGUACUGGGUUUGUCCAUUGCCCAUAACUGGGAUUGAAUUCAUUAUUUGCGGGCAAUGCAAUUUUGUUUGUCUUAUGUGAUUAUCCGAGGGCUGAAAUGUUUUGUUUGUUAAUCUGCAAGGAUGUGGACCACAUCUUGAAGGAC